Messenger RNA from Cyprinus carpio (common carp), 2814 nucleotides. Its product is annotated as ERO1-like protein alpha. Gene Ontology annotation, molecular function: protein-disulfide reductase activity; FAD binding; thiol oxidase activity. The record is from RefSeq and is a predicted model, not a curated record. Gene Ontology annotation, biological process: protein folding in endoplasmic reticulum. Lineage: Eukaryota; Metazoa; Chordata; Actinopteri; Cypriniformes; Cyprinidae. Gene Ontology annotation, cellular component: endoplasmic reticulum; endoplasmic reticulum membrane.
UUAAUAUGAGAGUAAAAUGAAGCAUAUUUUGUGACAAAAUGCUUUGUGAAUGCCUGCGUUAGGCCCAGUUAUUCAUUGUUGCGUCAGUCAUAUCGCAGCAGUAAUUUAGUCACGUACCUCACGUAGCGGCUGAUUGAAUCGGAAGUGCGACGUAGGAGCUACUGUACAGAAACAACCGUAGCUGUGUGAAGAUAAGAGAAAGCAUGCUCUGAACAGACCCACUUAUGCCGAACUCGGUUCAUUGCCAAAUGACAAUGAAAUCCUUCAUUCUGUUGGCUCUUUUACUGAGUAGCGUCCACAAGACGACCGCAGCAGGAUCCGCAGCGCACAGGUGCUUCUGUCAGGUCACUGGGAACCUUGAUGAUUGUGCUUGUGAUGUAGAGACCAUCGACAGCUUCAACAACAAAGAAAUCUUUCCCAAACUACAAAAACUACUAUCCUCUGAUUAUUUCCGGUUUUAUAAGGUCAAUCUGAACAACCCCUGCCCGUUCUGGACAGACCACAGUCAGUGUGGACUCAAAUACUGUGCUGUGAAACCAUGCACAGAGGGUGAAGUACCAGAGGGCCUGAAAUCCAGCAGUUAUAAGUAUUCAGAAGCGGCCGGUCAGGAUAUAGAGGAGUGUGAGAAGGCAGAGAAACUUGGAGCUGUCAACGGUUCUCUAAGUGACGAGACACGCCAGGCUCUUCAGGAGUGGAAGAAACACGAUGAUGAAUCGGACCGUUUCUGCAUGUUGGACGAUGAGGACUCGCCUGAAUCACAGUAUGUGGACCUCCUGCUCAACCCUGAGCGUUUCACCGGCUAUAGAGGACCAGAGGCCUGGCGGAUCUGGAACAGCAUAUACGAGGAGAACUGCUUCAAACCAUAUUCAGUUAAACGGCCACUGAAUCCUUUGGCGUCUAACAGUGGAGAUGAUGGGCAGGGGUUCUACCACUGGCUGGAGGGCUUGUGUGUGGAGAAAUGAGCGUUCUUCAGGCUGAUCUCGGGACUGCAUGCCAGUAUAAACAUACACCUGAGUGCCAGGUACCUACUAGAUGAAAACUGGUUCGAACUGAAGUGGGGUCACAAUGUCUCGGAGUUCCAGCUGAGGUUUGACGAGGAGCUGACAGAAGGGGAGGGGCCAAAGAGGCUCCGCAACCUCUACUUCCUGUACCUCAUUGAGCUGCGUGCUCUGGCAAAAAUACUCCCUUAUUUUGAACGUCCCACCUUCCAUUUGUACACUGGCCAACCCACAGAAGAUAACGAGAACAAGAAUUUGCUUCUAGAGCUCCUCCAUGUGGCCAAAUCUUUUCCUUUGCAUUUUGAUGAGACUGCUCUAUUUGCUGGAAAUAAGAAGGAAGCCAUGAAACUGAAAGAAGACUUCAAGCUGACCUUUAAGAACAUCUCACGCAUCAUGGACUGUGUUGAAUGCUUUAAAUGCAGACUUUGGGGCAAAUUGCAGACUCAAGGCUUGGGAACCGCGCUGAAAAUCCUGUUCUCAGAAAGGCAAAUAGAGGCAAUGCCCAACACAAGCAACACCAAUCCAUCAUUUCAGCUCAGCCGGCAGGAAAUCGUGUCUUUGUUCAAUGCUUUCGGAAGGAUCUCCACAAGUGUCAGAGAGCUGGAGAACUUUCGGUCGCUGUUGUCAAAUCUCAAACAGUGACUGUAAAAAUCCUUCAGCCACAGUCAAGAAUUUGACAUACAUAAACAGGACAAGACGGACUUGUCUUGGGUUAAAUCACUGUUUUCAGAAUGUUUCAGAAGUUUUAUACCAGUUGUAUACAGACUGCAGUUUUAUCCCUUAAGAACGGAGCACUUUAGUCUCAAAACUGUAUUGUUUCACAUGUUAAAUAACUGAAUAGGUGACCAAAAAGUAAUGUUGUUUAUUGGUAACUAAUUGGAAAUACAUAAAUAUACUUUAAUUUUUUACAAGAGGGACAUAAACCACUUUUUUUUAUAUAUUUUGCAUAUAUAAAGCCAAGUUGACAUUACUUUAUAGGUGUAAUAUAUUUAAAUGUUUUUGGAAAUGACCAUUUUGAAAAAUUAACGGUUAAGUGUUAUUUUUGAAAAUAUGACUUGGCACCUAGAUUUUUUUUUUGAGCAUGCUGACUGUAUUUAAAAAAAAAAAGAACAUUGUAUUUUUUUUUCACCACAAAUAUGUUUUAUUUAGGAUAAUAUUGUUCUUUAUAUUGAGUAGCACAUGUUUUGCCUUUAUUUUGUGAUGAAUGUUAAAGUGUGUUGGGGAGAUCUUUUUUUACAUUCCUUUAUAUGUUUGCAUUUUUUCACUGAACACUUAAGUGCACUCAAUGUAUGCAUUUAAUCAGUAAAUGUUUUCCUCCUACCAGUUUAGCUGCAGGAUGUAAUACAACUGCCAAAAGUUUGACAUAACCUGACUUUAGCGAUUAUAUUAAUUAACAGCAUGUAUUACUAACAAAGUGCUGAAUCAAACGUUGAAUAUACAGCUGACAAUCUCAGAGGCAGAACUAAGAUUCACAGGCCGUUCUGUCCUCAUUAAAGCUGCUCCAUGAGACUCAGUGAGAUCUAACCACUAUAAAUUCAAUAGUGGCCAGCAGUUCUGCCAAGAAAUAAAAACACGGUUAGAUCUGUUAGACAGUUAUCAAGAGAAAUGAACACUGGUAUUUUGAAGGAGAAAACUGAAUAUACUGAAACACUGGAGUUGAAAAAAAGUUUAUAUUUUUAUGUCUAUUGCAAUCUGCAAUAAACAUCCUUAAUUUUCUGUCAUUUUCUUAUAAUAAAUCAGGCCAAAUGACCUAGACCCUGGUCAAAACAAAACUUGUUUUUAAAACAAUAAAAUAAAACUUUAUUUUUUAAUGGUA